Dreissena polymorpha is the source of this 1197-nucleotide messenger RNA. RefSeq lists its product as uncharacterized. Gene Ontology annotation, molecular function: calcium ion binding. The transcript has 5 exons. Gene Ontology annotation, cellular component: membrane. NCBI's taxonomy places the organism in Eukaryota, Metazoa, Mollusca, Bivalvia, Myida, Dreissenidae. The coding region runs from base 42 to 806 and encodes 254 amino acids. The record is from RefSeq and is a predicted model, not a curated record.
ACUGGACUUACUCGUAAUAGCUGGAAUAAAAAAGGAUCAACAUGGAUAAAGUACUUGGAUUACUGUGCGCGCUUCUGUUUGUUGGAUAUAUCGAGGCAGCCAUUACUGCAUGGACGGGCAAAGCGUUUGGUGGGCCAAUUACAGUUACGGGAGAUGCGCCUGAUGGAGCAGGAACCAUAAUGCCAACAUUGUCAACAUCUACAGCUGUGGGGGCAACCCUGUUUACUCUGACAGCCACUGCUGGCACUGCGAUUGCAAGUUAUACAUUCCAUACGACAGAUGGAAACCCUGGAACGCACGGAGCAAUAGCUAUGAGCGGAACGAGUGGUGUUGUAACACUUGCUAAGGCGAUUGAAUACCCCACUGUAAAGCAACUGAUCUUCAAAGUCGUGGCUAACGACAGCACUCAGGGUACCGCACUCACAGGCACGUUCACCAUGACUGUCAACUUCGGUCCAUCCACCGAUAAUGUCUACUCAUUUUGUGUUGCCGAUCCGACAGCGUCAGGAACUGUUAUUGGAAAACCAACUUCAUCCGUAUCCACUGGUGUGUGGACUAUAACAACUGGGACAGACGCCGCAAAAUUUACGAUUGCGGACGGUUCAAUUAAGACUGCAGCAAAACUUGAAUCAUCUGACAAAGUCUUCUAUAUGGCAACCCUAACGCUGACGGACGGUACCGUGAGCACAACCCCCUGGCCCCUGUACGUGCUCGUCGACAACAGUUGCCUGAGCAGCGAAGGCGUCCAGGUCAUAGCCUGUGUAGUCACAAUCGUUAUGACAGUCUUUGCGUACAUUGUAAUGUAAACAUCAAGUGGAAAUAACAUCUUUCUUCACCAUCCAUGAAAGAUGUAAUUGAUUUACCGAUUUCUUCGCUGAUUCUUCCCAAACAACAACAUGACUUUCAACCAAAAGUUACUGAUUAUUGAGGCUAACUUAAAAUUGUUUAAUAGCUGAAUCUCAUCUUUCGAUUUCUUCAUCAGUAAACAUUCUCUCGAUAAUUAAAUCCGUUUAGCAUACGUAUACAUGUAAAUCAGUGAUAUUUAUACAUUAUUGUGUACUGUUAUUAAUAGUUUUCACCAUGAUUUUUCAUGUGAAACAUUUACUGUUUCAGUGGAAAUGAAUUUACGGAAACUAACGUGAUUAAUGUGUGAUCUCUUUGUUGUAUUGUGUAUAUGUAUGUGUUUGACCUAUAAAA